This is a messenger RNA of Anastrepha ludens (Mexican fruit fly), 3403 nucleotides long. Its product is annotated as XK-related protein 4. Gene Ontology annotation, biological process: apoptotic process involved in development; phosphatidylserine exposure on apoptotic cell surface; engulfment of apoptotic cell. Lineage: Eukaryota; Metazoa; Arthropoda; Insecta; Diptera; Tephritidae. Bases 339 to 1601 code for a protein of 420 amino acids. The transcript has 6 exons. Gene Ontology annotation, cellular component: plasma membrane. The record is from RefSeq and is a predicted model, not a curated record.
UUCACUUUUGAUUCUGACGUUUACUAAUUUUUGCUGUUGAUUUUUGCGCAAUGUUUUUUUUUUGUUUUGUUUUCAAAUUGCUUUUAUGGUAUUGACUACCAUAAACAAAUAAACAAAGAUUAGUGAAAUAUAUACGCCCAAACGAUGAAAUGCUUGCUACGCUUUCAUGGGAGAAAAAACCAAGAUAUACAUGCUUAAUAAUUUAUUCGCAUGGAAGGACACAUUCACACACAAAAAAUUAAAUGCUCAACUAACUGCGCAGACUCUUAAAUGAAAAGGUUUAACCGUCAGCUCCAUUAAUUUUCGUGUAUUCCCUUGGUGAAAUUGGCUAGGGAGUGAUGGAGAGUAUUUCUGCUCUUUUGGAUUUGAUGCGAUUGGCGCGCAUGCAGUUCAUACAGAAAAGUACUUUACCGGAUUGCAUAGAAACUGAGGCAAAUGGCGCAGACGCAGAUGACGUCGAUGCCGGGACACAUAUGUGGAAGGAAAAAACUGUAUCCUACAAAGAUAUAGCCGCAACCGUGAUAUCUAUAUUAAUGCGUGUGAUCACAGUGCUGCUCAAUAUCAAAUUAGCUGUGGAUUAUUAUCAACAAGGACAGCACAACUAUUUCGUGUGGACAGUGGUUUGCAUAGUAGUGCCGAUGCUUGUGACGGCGUUCAUAUAUGCGCAGAUGUGCCAUCAGGAUAACAAAUUUGAAGGCGGAUUCUGGGAGAUAUCUCAAACAAUAUUGCUGGUUAUAUUUUCCUCAUUUUUUCUAAGAUACUGGAACUCGCUCAUUUAUUCAGUAAAAUGCAAACGUUCUGAAUUGCAAGGAAGUCGAGACGAACAAUUAGAGUAUUAUAAAUUAACUGUCAAAGAGGAGAGCGAUGUUGCGUUAAUUCGUUUGUUUGAAUGUUUCAUGGAAACGGCACCGCUGAAGAUACUUUUAAUGUCAAUAAUGUUAACACAGGAAAAUCAAAUCACAGAUACUCAAAUAUGGAGUGUGCUAGUCUAUCUAGUGAAUGUGCCUUGGACAUUGGCCUCUUACAAUCGCUGCAUACGUGCCGUACAACCACUGAAAAACAAACUAAGGUAUUUGUAUAUGGUGCCUCAUCUGUGCUGGCACUUUUGUAUAUCAGUUUCGCGCAUACUUUGCAUCACAUUCGUAACUAUUCUCUUUCCUAUCUGGAUGAUAGUUGCUUGUCUUCUGCAUGCCAUCAUAAUGGGAUUUGUCACAUACAUCAUAGAACGUCCUCAAUUCUCCGGCAUCAUUGGUUUUCAUAAUUUCCUCUUUUGCCUAGCAUUGGGGCUCAUUUAUCUAUUCAUUUACAUUCCAGUCAAGGAUACGCCAACAAGGUACAAAUAUGCGCUGUACUAUGCAAUUUGUUCAGUGGAGAAUAUAAUAUGCGUUGUGCUGUUUAUAUAUUAUGCACCGGAGAACCUCUCCAAAUCGACCGCACUUUUCUACACACUUUGUACUCUAGCUAUUGGCUUUUAUUACGUAGGCAUUUGCUGUAUGUGCAUUUACUAUAUGUAUUUUCAUCCGAAUGUGAAAGCAAGAAAGAACAUAAACCUUAAUAUUUCAAAUGAAUUUUGUAAGCAGAAUUUACCAAAUGAUUUUUAGUGUUAUCAUAAGUAGAUAUACAUAUAUACUUACAUAUGUAUGCAUUCAAAUAUGUUUUCAAACAUAGUCUCAAAUGAUAUUUAAAAUGACUCUCGUCAUUUAUACCGAUUUCAUAUUUAAUAUUUAUAGUCACGUAAACAAUUUUAAUGAAUUUAAAAAGUACCAUCAAAUGUUAUUUAGAUAUACAGUUAAGGAAAAAACUCUACAUACACCCCCUUAUUUUGUAUUUCUAAGAUAUUCGUAAGUUAAAUUAAUAAAGCGCUUGCAUUAAUAUUUAAAGGACCAAAAACAAAGUUUAUUUACAAAACAAAAAGCUAAUUCAAAAGCAAAACAAUAACCAUAACAAUUCAUGAGAAAAAAGUCUACAUACUGUGUUAAAAAUCGAAUACAAUAUUUGAUUUCUUUUAAAUAAAUAAAAGAAAACAAUAUAUUUUUAAUAUUUUGUAGGACCACUGGCUGCAAUAACCGCCUGAAGACGACGUGGCAUAGAUAUCACCAAAUUCUCCGUAAUACUGGGCGCAAUUUCCGACCGAGUUAGGGUAGUUUUCAGUGUUUCACGACUUCUGAUAUCACAAUUGCGGGCACAUUUUUCCAAAACGUCCCAAAUAUGCUCAAUUGGAUUGAGGUCUGGUGACUGGGAGGUGUUUUGAGCUGUCUUGGUGCAUGAUAAAGAAGCCAGUCUCGAACAAUAUGCGCAGUAUGCUUGAGGUCUUGUCUUGUUGGAAAAUCCAUUGGUUUCCUAGGCCCAAGCUUUCCACAGAUGGCUUCAGAUUUUGUUCCAAUAUUGUCUUAUACUGAUAUCUGUCCAUAAUGCCUUCAACAAAAACCAAUCGACCAACUCCAGAUGCCGCCAUAGCUCCCCACAGCAUAACACUACCCCCACCAUGUUUCACAGUAGGUAUAAUAUUUUUGGGAUCAAGUGCAGUAUUCGGUUUUCGCCAAACCUUGUUUCGGCCGUCAUUCCCGAAAAUAUUAUACUUACUUUCAUCAGUAAAUAUAACUUUUUUCCAAAAAUCCAUUCCUUUCUGUAAAUGUACCUUAGCAAAAUCCAGGCAAAGUUGACGAUUCUUGGCUGAAAUAAAUGACUUUUUGCGUGCUGUUCUACUUUUAAAGCCGCUAUCAUGCAAAAUGUUUAUUACGUUCUUGAUGAAACAGUAAUAUUCGAACAUCUUGCAAGAUAUUCGGCUAGUUUUGAGGCACUUGUUUUUGGAUCUUUGUGGACUUCUUUAAGGACACUACUGACAUCGCGUCUUGAAAGCUUCUUCGGCCUUCCAGAUCUUGGCUUGUUUUCGGUACUGUUGGUUUUUUUUAUAGUUUUUGACAAUAGUUUGCACUGUAGAGCGACUUAAUUUUACUAUUUCAGCAAUUCCCCCGUAAGAUUGUUUUCUUUUCGAAAAUUAACCAUUAAAUUUCGAACUUAUUGCUGAAUUUCUUUUCUAUUUGCCAUUUUUUAAGUUAAAACGUGCUUUACAAAUCGCUUUCUGAAUUUAAAUAAUUGUAAUGUUUGACAGAUAAAGCAAAUCAAGAAAACUAACGGGUUUUUUCACUUUAAAUUCUUUUUUUUCCUAUGUAUUUUAAGAGUUGCCAAAGCUGUAUGUAGACUUUUCCCACCGAUUUCUAUGUUUAUCGCCAAUAGUUUAUAAAUUACCAAUAUUUUCAAACUUUUUUUUUCUUCCAACAUUCUUAACUAUUAAUGUCGUAAGCAUUGACAUCGAAAUUAUGUUGAAUAUUAUCACUAGUUCUAUAGAAGUUCAAAAUAGUAGGGUGUAUGUAGAGUUUUUUCCUUAACUGCAAAUGUUUGU